AAGAAAGUGCUAGUAUUGACUUUGGAAUGGAGUACCAAAAAUCCCAUCUCCCUGUGAGCAAGGCAUCAUCAGAUAGAUGAGAAAUCAAGGUCUGUCUUUUUCCACCCUCAUCCCUCCCUUUCCUCUGUUGAUUCCAAACUAGCCCCAAUCGGGCCCUCUCUCUCUCUCUCUCUCUCUCUCUCUCUCUCUCUCCUGUGCCGGAAUUUUGAAUUCUGUGCUUCCAACUCCUUUUGUAUCUCUUGGCCGGAUUCAACUUCUCCAACCUUCACCGACCAACUGCACUACAAGACUCUCGAUAAAAAGGUCAUUUUACCAUCUCAAAAGUGUUAGCUUUCUGUCAAAUGGCUUCAUCUUUGGUUAAGGCAAAUAAAAACAUGAAGAGGACAGAGUCAAAGAAGUCACAUUCCUGGUUGUGGGAUAGCCACAUCAGUCCCAAGAACUCGAAGUGGCUUGCGGAAAAUCUAGAGGAUAUGGACCAGAGCAUCAAACGAAUGCUGAAACUGAUUGAAGAGGAUGGAGAGUCAUUUGCUAAAAAGGCUGAGAUGUAUUAUCGGAAGAGACCAGAAUUGGUUUCUCAAGUCGAGGAAUUCUACCGCAUGUACCGCUCACUGGCUGAGCGUUACGAUCACCUUACUGGAGAAUUGCGGAGGAGCAUUCCCUCGGAUCUCCAAUCCCAGGGCUCAGGUAUCUCAGACAGUGGUUCAGAGCCACCCUCCUCGGGGCCUUCUCCUGAGCAAAGGAUCAGCAGGCGUAAAUCUGGCCCUAGAGCUGCUGGUUUUGAGUUUUUCCUUGGUUCUGGUGGGAGUAGCUCUGAUGUGUACAACAAAGAAGGUGAUGACUCAUCCACAUUGGAUUCGGAGGCGGAAUCAGAUGAUUCCUCAGUGACCAGUUAUUCAGCUGCAUCGGGAAAUGGUGAGGAGCGAAGGCUGCGUAGGAAGAUUAUAGAAUUGGAGGUUGAGCUUCGUGAUGUGAAAGAGAAGCUCCGGAUGCAACAGGAAGAGAGUACAGAUAGCUCUAAAAGGGGAACAAGAAAUGGGAAUUCACAUUAUCUAUUCAAUGGAAGUGAGGGAUUGGAGGAGGGAAAGAGAGAUGCAAGAGAAAAGAUUCUGCUUUACGAAGAAGAGAUUGCUAGGCUGAGGUUUGAGCUACAGGAAAACAGAUUCCAUGAAGAAGAAGAUAAAAAUUUGGAAGCUGAAGUUGAAUUAAGGCAGAAAGAUGUCAAGACUUUUGGAGCCGAUUUGGAGAUGGAGAAAAAACAGUCGACAGAAGUUGUAGACAUAAUUGAUGGGUUGAAGGAAGAAGUUUUAGACCAGAAACUUGGGGAAGAGCUGAAAAUCACAAAAGAAAAGCUUCAAGGUUCAGAUAGAGAAGUAGCAAAUUUGAGACAUGAACUUGAGAAUAGCAGAUCCUCUAUUCGACGCUUGGAAGAUAAACUUGGAUUGGCUCAGAAAGAUUUUUCUACGUGGAAAGCCAAGCUUAAUAAGGACCACAAAGAAGUUUCAAAACUGCAGGAUAGAAUUGCGCGGUACAAAGCCAAUUUAUCAGAACGUGAUCAAGAGAUUAGGGGGUUGAGGGAAACGAUUUCCAACGCCAACAAAAGCUUGUCUGAAGAAAACGUGCGGCUUCAGGCUGAACUGACUAAAUUGUCAAAGGAACAAACUUAUUUGGAGGAUAAUCUCAAAGAAUGGGAAUUACGUUGUCAAACUCUAGAGGAGGAGGUUAAAAGAGUCAAGGCUGGAAAAGCAGAUAUGGAAUGUUUGCUGCAAGCUGAAAUUGAGCAAUUGAAAGUUGCAUUUGAGUUGGAGAAAGAAGAAAUUAAUGUUAAAAUCACCACACUAGUUGCAGAGGUACGCGAUAGAGAUGAUCAAAUUGAACAUCUGGACCGGCAUUUGAAGCAUUUGCACAUGGAGCAUGUUGAGUUGAUUGCUGGAGCUGAAGGCGCACGUAGACUUGUGGAAAAACUGAGAUCAAGAGUUGGGGAACUGGAGGAGGAGGUGGAGAAGCAGAGGGAGGAGAUAUUGGAAGGAGCAGAGGAGAAACGGGAGGCGAUACGGCAACUGUGUUUCUCUCUAGAGCAUUAUAGAACCGGGUAUCAUUGGCUUAGGCAGGCUUUUGUUGGGCACAAGCGACUUCCUGUGAUGGCUUCCUAGUUUUAGAUGUGAGGUUGGGUAUAUUCAUCUUUCCGGGAGUUUGUCGCCUUUCCUUUUUUCGAUUCAUUUUCCAAGUUUCCUUUCUCGAGAAAUUUGUGUGCUUUGCCUUUGUUAGGAAUGGCCCAGUGGCCUCAUGGUUCUUCGGUUUCUUUAAGUGCAGAAGCAUUAUUUAUCUUACAUUACAUGCCAUACACCAUCUAAACUGCCAUUAAGGGCAGUAGCAGUAUUGGGCUGCUUCGCUUAUGUAAUAAUGCGCGUUUGUAAUUUAUGAUUUUGGUGUUUGGGUGACUC
This is a messenger RNA of Rhododendron vialii, 2441 nucleotides long. Its product is annotated as protein NETWORKED 4A-like. The transcript has 4 exons. The record is from RefSeq and is a predicted model, not a curated record. Bases 342 to 2150 code for a protein of 602 amino acids. Gene Ontology annotation, molecular function: actin binding. Gene Ontology annotation, cellular component: vacuolar membrane. NCBI's taxonomy places the organism in Eukaryota, Viridiplantae, Streptophyta, Magnoliopsida, Ericales, Ericaceae.